CAACAACUCACAAACCCCACCCUCUCUGCAACUAACACUAGUACUGGAGAUCUUCCUCUCCUUUAUACCAAACAAACUUUGAUACCAGCCUGACGCCUACUCGAUACCAGAAUCAUUCACAAAGAUACUUAACCAUUCACUCAGUGCGUGUGCGAUAAAUGAUGGAUGCUAGAAAUCAAGACCCAGAGGAGUUGUAUGUUAAACAAGACAGAAUCGGGAAGGGAUCCUUUGGAGAAGUCUACAAAGGGUAUGACAAGCGAACUCAGAAGACCGUUGCCAUCAAGAUCAUAGAUCUUGAAAGCGCAGAAGAUGAGAUAGAGGACAUUCAGCAAGAGAUCCAGAUCUUAUCACAGCUAGACUCGGCACAUGUCACCAAAUAUCAUGGAUCCUUCCUCAAGGGUUCGAAUCUCUGGAUAGUCAUGGAAUACUGCUCGGGCGGCUCAUGUUCUGAUCUGAUGAAACCUGGCGUAUUUCGGGAAGAGUACAUCGCAAUCAUCGUCCGAGAGCUUCUCCGCGGACUUGACUAUCUGCACACAGAGGGCAAACUCCAUCGGGAUAUCAAAGCUGCCAACAUACUGCUUUCCGCAGGAGGCGAUGUCAAGCUUGCCGAUUUUGGCGUGUCUGGGCAGCUUUCUGGAACGCUGUCUGCCAAGAAGAACACUUUUGUCGGCACGCCAUACUGGAUGUCGCCUGAGGUAAUCAAGCAAAGUGGUUAUGACCAUAAAGCGGAUAUAUGGAGCUUGGGUAUAACUGCAAUUGAGCUGGCAAAGGGAGAGCCACCCUACGCAGAGCUCCAUCCGAUGAAGGUGCUAUUCCUGAUACCCAAGAACCCUCCGCCGCAGCUGGACAGUCACUUCUCCAAACCAUUUCGGGAUUUUGUUGCGUAUUGUUUGCAACGGGAUCCCCGCGAUCGCCCGACGGCACGCGACCUGUUAAAGCACAAGUUUGUUCGUAUGGCGAAGAAGACUAGUUACCUCACAGAACUAAUCGAGAGGCAUGAGCGAUGGAAGGCCGAGGGUGGGGAUCGCGCGGAGGAAGAGGAACAAGUUGAUAGUCAAGAAUUGCCUCCAAACGCUGACCUAGAAGAUCUCUGGGACUUUGGUACUGUCCGACACACAGGUCGGUCGGGGACGAUUGGACGUGCGCAGAACUCGAUCAAGGUAUCUGGUCCCCCCCUAACGUGGGAGAUGAACGGGUCUUCUGGUGAGACGUCGUCGUCGUCGUCGUCAUCUUCUUCCAUCACAGCAAAAAAGGCGUCCGGGUCAUCAAUAAGGUCCAAGACUGAGCUGCCACCGUUGCCUUCGUCCCCACCGCUGGUGUCAGCAUCCACACCACCCGCUCGAGCACCGAGCGUGUAUGAACAAGCUACCGUGAGGCAUAUGCCGAGUGGAGGGCCCAGCGAUAAACAAACGGGCCACAAGCGGGAGUCUUCUGAUGAAGAUUAUGAUAACCAAUACUUGAACACUUAUCCUAGAGGCGCGUCUGUUCACGAGAAACAGGAUGAACCAGAGGACGAUGAGUUACCUGAUACCACUAUGCUUGAUUCUGUCAUAUUACCUGCAAUAGCUUCGCUGUUCCCUCGAGUAUCGACACAGGAAGCGCGAGUCGCGCUGAGCACUCUACAACGGGCAUUUAGUGAGGCUGAGCGCAUCAUUCCAGGUGUAACUAUGGAACUCGUGAACGAGAUCGUAGAUUCCGUGGAGCGAGUGGAGGAUGAUCACCAGCAGUAGGCUAACAUACCACUGACAUUGUGAUAUCUUGGUUUGCAGUCUUUUGAUCCUUGCUUUCGUCGCUACAUUCUUAGGACACUCACCCCACAAAUACGAACAUUCCUACCUACCCCCGCAUAGAUGCACUCACCCCCAUCUUACCACACCAAUCCGUGCUGUACAAUCUUGCCAGCAUAUAUAUCGUGUAGUUCUUAUUAGCAUGAAUGAGGAGUGUGAAGUGCCAAGAAAUACCUAAUUAUAGUCCUUUGUCCACCGGCAAUAUAAACGAUAGGGGCUCAGCGCUCAGCGUCC
This is a messenger RNA of Suillus subalutaceus, 2021 nucleotides long. Its product is annotated as kinase-like domain-containing protein. NCBI's taxonomy places the organism in Eukaryota, Fungi, Basidiomycota, Agaricomycetes, Boletales, Suillaceae. The record is from RefSeq and is a predicted model, not a curated record. Gene Ontology annotation, biological process: protein phosphorylation. The coding region runs from base 159 to 1730 and encodes 523 amino acids. Gene Ontology annotation, molecular function: ATP binding; protein kinase activity. The transcript has 12 exons.